This is a messenger RNA of Aspergillus welwitschiae, 405 nucleotides long. RefSeq lists its product as uncharacterized. Bases 1 to 405 code for a protein of 134 amino acids. NCBI's taxonomy places the organism in Eukaryota, Fungi, Ascomycota, Eurotiomycetes, Eurotiales, Aspergillaceae. The record is from RefSeq and is a predicted model, not a curated record. The transcript is spliced from 2 exons.
AUGGCUAGUUAUGGACGCGUUGCCCUGUGUUACGAUCCUCUCCAUCGCGAAAGAUGCAUCGGGUUGUUAGACAACGGGCAUCCCUGCCCACAAGACGUCGACUUAAAGUGGCGUGAGAUCGCACAUACACAGCUGCAACUACUUCAAGACAUGACCGACUUGACCGCCAGGGAAUCUUGCCUUAAUUCUAUCACAAAACAUCUGCUAUGUGACUCCCACCGCCGUAUCCUGGCGCGCUCGACGAAACAUAGACACAUAUCACCAAUGGUGCAAAAGCAGAGCCAACCUAUGGUUCAGGAAGCGCCCUCUCGCCCUCUUCCUCGACUAGUUGGAGGAAUCAUUCAGGUGUCAAUUGGAGGCCCAGUACUGCAACGAACCGAGUUACCUUCAAUCUUGCGGCAUUAA